Messenger RNA from Stegastes partitus (bicolor damselfish), 1611 nucleotides. RefSeq names its product poly(rC)-binding protein 3. The transcript has 14 exons. Gene Ontology annotation, molecular function: RNA binding. The record is from RefSeq and is a predicted model, not a curated record. Bases 299 to 1279 code for a protein of 326 amino acids. Lineage: Eukaryota; Metazoa; Chordata; Actinopteri; Pomacentridae.
GGUUCACUUGCCCUGCGUAGGGGCUUAUCUUGGGCUAAGCUGAGGGACUAAUAGCAAAGCCAGCCUCUGCUCCAGCCGGUCUGAGGGCACAGGGAGCCAUCUGUCCACUCUGUGGAUAACUGACAACAAAGGGGGCAAACAUUGAACACGGACUACAAACUAAAAGGCCGUUCAUUUCGGAGAUACCAGAAAUAAAGACGAGGAGCAGUUAUUUUGUAUAUAAGGUGUGGAAUGGCGGCAGAGCGUUCUGUAGUUAUUGGUUUGUAGUGUUUACUUUAAAUUUCGGGAAACACAGAAAAUGUCCGACAAGGAAGAAAUGGCUUCAGAUGGGAGUCUGAACGUUACGCUUACGCUGAGGCUGUUGAUGCACGGAAAGGAAGUUGGCAGCAUAAUUGGGAAGAAAGGUGAAACAGUGAAGAAAAUGAGGGAGGAGAGUGGUGCUAGGAUCAACAUAUCAGAAGGAUCAUCUCCUGAGAGGAUAGUUACAAUCACAGGACCCACAGAGGGCAUCUUCAGAGCGUUCUCUAUGAUCGCGCAGAAGUUUGAGGAGGAUAUUACAGCAGCAAUGACAAACAGUAACGUGACAAGCAAGCCACCUGUGACGCUUCGCCUGGUUUUCCCAGGGAGUCAGUGUGGCUCACUGAUUGGCAAAGGAGGCUCGAAGAUCAAAGAGAUCAGAGAGACCACAGGCGCUCAGGUUCAGGUGGCAGGAGACAUGCUGCCGGACUCCACGGAGAGGGCUGUCACAAUCUCCGGCACUCCACAGGCCAUCACUCAGUGUGUAAGACACAUCUGCUCUGUGAUGCUAGAGUCUCCACCAAAAGGAGCAACUAUUCCCUACCGUCCCAAGGUCAUACCUGCUGGAGCCCAUGCAGUAUUAGCACCACAGCACUCUGCACAAGCCUUUGCAAUUCCAGGACAGUAUGCUUUUGCACAUCAAGAUUUGACCAAGCUUCACCAGUUGGCUAUGCAGCAUAUCCCCCUCCCCUCCCUUGGGCAGAGCAACCCUACCUUCCCUGGAUUGGAUGCAUCUGCCCCCACAAGUUCACAAGAGCUGGCAAUACCUAAUGAUUUUAUUGGCUGCAUAAUUGGAAGACAAGGCAGCAAGAUCAAUGAGAUUCGCCAGGUCUCUGGAGCUCACAUCAAAAUUGCCAGCGCCACUGAUGGCUCAGCCAUGCGCCAAGUCACGAUCACAGGCUCACCAGCCAGCAUCAGUGUGGCCCAGUACCUCAUCAACGCCAGGCUCUCAUCAGUGCUAACAGGCUUGGGUGUUCUGUAGUAGCGUUGCACUGUUGCAGUUCUGAUGGGAUUAUCUUAAAGCCACAUUGGAUUCUAGUGGAUUUCACUCUACACAGUAAUCCUGUAGAGCCGGACUGGCCUAACUAACUCAUUUACUGGUUCUGUACACAAGCUUGUUUCUUGUUUAUUCUACAGCCUAAACAAGUGGAAUGCUUCAACUUUCAGCAUCUGAAAUGGGUGCUGAUCAAUUGUUGUAAUAAAUGUUUUAUUCAUGUGUUUCUGAUGCGGGUCCAGCCCCCCCAAACAAUGCAGAUUUGUAAUAUUUGUUGAUGAAAUGACUCUGAAAUAAAUGGGACUUUUUAUGAAUGCAGA